GCUUUGCUAGCGGUACUGGGUUACCAACGAGUUUGGGGGAAGAUACACGAAACGAAUUUAAUAUUCAAAGCAACUUUGUGAGGACUCCACCAAGCAAGAAAUCUCAAGUCUUUUUGGUUGCUGAAGGGACUGGCUGUGAGCGCCCGGGUUCCAACAUGGAGACGCUACAGAGAAUUCAACCAAACAGGCAAGUGAUGGCCUUUAUUUUGGUAGUGUUCUUGUCUCAGGCUCGCUCGGAGCCUAUUCGUUAUUCUGUGCUGGAGGAAACAGGGAGCGGCUCCUUUGUAGCCCAUCUGAGCAAGGACUUGGGCCUGGGAAUUGGGGAGCUGGCCGCCAGGUCGGCCCGGGUGGUGUCUGACGAUGACAAGCAGCGCUUGCUGCUGGAUCGUCAGACUGGAGAUUUGCUUUUGCAGGAGAAACUAGACCGGGAAGAGCUAUGUGGCCCCAUUGAACCGUGUGUAUUGCAUUUCCAGCUGUUGCUGGAUACGCCGGUGCAAUUUUUUGAAGGAGAAUUAUCAGUCCAGGACAUAAAUGACCACUCCCCAGUAUUCCCGACUAGGGAAAUGCUCUUGAAAAUACUGGAAAACAGCCAGCCAGGGGCUACUUUUCCCUUGAAAUUAGCUCAGGAUUUGGAUGUGGGCAGCAAUGGUCUUCAAAAAUACACUAUCAGCCCCAAUUCAUAUUUUCACGUUCUUACUCGAAAUCAUAGUGAGGGUAAGAAAUACCCAGAUUUGGUGCAGGACAAGGCGCUGGAUCGAGAGGAGCAGCCCGAGUUCAGCUUAACCCUCACGGCGCUGGAUGGUGGGUCUCCACCUAGGUCUGGCAGCGUCACGGUGAGAAUCCUGGUCAUGGAUGUUAAUGACAAUGCUCCCGAGUUUGUGCGCACCCCAUAUGAGGUGCAGGUCCUGGAAAACAGUCCCUUAGAGUCUCCAAUCAUUACUGUCUUAGCCAAGGAUAAAGAUGCUGGAAACUUCGGGAGAGUUUCCUAUGGCUUGUUCCAAGCAUCAGAUGAUAUUAAGCAAACUUUCUCAAUAAAUGAAGUCACAGGAGAAAUCCGACUGACAAAGAAAUUGGAUUUUGAACAAAUUAAAUCUUACCAAGUGGAGAUUGAAGCUACAGAUGGAGGAGGCCUUUCUGGAAAAGGCACCGUAGUCAUAGAGGUGGUGGACGUGAACGACAACGCCCCUGAACUGUCCAUAUCUUCACUCAUCAGCUCUAUCCCAGAAAAUGCCCCUGAGACCAUAGUCUCCAUCUUCCGAAUUCGAGAUAGAGACUCUGGAGACAAUGGGAAGAUGAUUUGCUCUAUUCCAGAUAACCUGCCAUUCGUUCUAAAACCGACUUUCAAGAAUUUCUAUACCCUGGUCACAGAGAGCCCGCUGGACAGAGAAAGCAGAGCCCAGUACAACAUCACCAUCACCGUCACCGACAUGGGAACCCCCAGGCUGAAAACCCAGCACAACAUCACCCUGCUGGUGUCCGACGUCAACGACAACGCCCCCGCCUUCACCCAAACCGCCUACACCCUGUUCCUGCGCGAGAACAAGCCCGCCCUGCACAUCGGCAGCGUCAGCGCCACAGACAGGGACGCGGGCGCCAACGCCCAGCUCACCUACUCGCUGCUGCCGCCCCGCGACCCGCGGCUGCCCCUGGCCUCGCUCGUGUCCAUCAACGCGGACAACGGCCACCUGUUCGCCCUGAGGGCGCUGGACUUCGAGGCGCUGCAGGCGUUCGAGUUCCGCGUGGGCGCCACGGACCGCGGGUCGCCCGCGCUGAGCAGCCAGGCGCUGGUGCGCGUGCAGGUGCUGGACGCCAACGACAACGCGCCCUUCGUGCUGUACCCGCUGCAGAACGGCUCCGCGCCCUGCACCGAGCUGGUGCCCAGGGCGGCCGAGCCGGGCUACCUGGUGAGCAAGGUGGUGGCGGUGGACGCAGACUCGGGCCAGAACGCCUGGCUGUCGUUCCAGCUGCUCAAGGCCACGGAGCCCGGGCUGUUCGGCGUGUGGGCGCACAAUGGCGAGGUGCGCACGGCGCGGCUGCUGAGCGAGCGCGACGCGGCCAAGCACAGGCUGCUGGUGCUGGUCAAGGACAAUGGCGAGCCCGCGCUGUCGGCCAGCGUCACGCUGCACGUGCUGCUGGUGGAUGGCUUCUCGCAGCCCUACCUGCCGCUGCCCGAAGCGGCGGCCGACCAGGCGCAGGCCGACCCGCUGACCGUGUACCUGGUCAUCGCGCUGGCGUCGGUGUCGUCGCUGUUCCUGUUCUCGGUGCUGGCGUUCAUCGCGGUGCGGCUGUGCAGGCGGAGCAGGGCCGCCUGGGUGGGUGGCUGUUCGGUGCCUGAGGGCCACCUUCCGGGCCACCUGGUGGACGUCAGCGGCACUGGGACCCUGUCCCAGAGCUACCAGUAUGAGGUGUGUAUGACGGGAGACCCUGGGACUGGUGAGUUCAAGUUCCUGAAGCCAAUAUUCCCUAGCCUCUUGGUUCAGGACCCUGAGAAAGAAAAUUCCAACUGCAGGAAUAGCUUUGUAUUCAGUUAAGUGUUGUAUUAGUGAAGUGAGCUUCUCCUUAAUUUUUGCCAACCUAAUUGCCGUUGCUAUGCAUUUCUUUUAAGAAAUUGUAUUGUUCUCUAAAUAUGUAUAUCUCUGUUCCAAACCAAUGCAUGCCCCUGAUCGUGCUAGGUUUCUUUCUUUUAUUAAUAUUUAUUGGACUUUGCAUUUCUACUUACACUAAACAGUGAGUAUGUAUUUUCUCCGUAUUUGACCUUCUCAGUGGUUUAUGCUUUUCAUGGCUAUAAAUUACUCAAGUAGUGUAAGAAGACAUUUUGUUUAAAUCAACUUCUUAAUUAGUUAAUGUCUUUUUUAAUGAAACAUUUUAAAGCUUUUAUGUAAUCUUUCAUUUCUAUAUAUUCGUGGUUCUUGUCUUUACCAUAUACCUUUAUCAUUAUGAGACCAGAAUGUUUUAAAUUUUUUAUAGCUACCUAGACCUUUCUUGUUGGCUAGUCUAUCAGGCUAUGCCCCCUGAAUAACCAUGAGCAUAUAAUUUUGCAUACUUGUUUCUCCCAAAUUGUACAUAAACAUGCACUUCAUUAAAAUAUUAACACUCCAAAAGUGUGACCUCCCAUUGUGGGCAUCAUAUAUGCUAGAGAUUUUCUUAUUUGAUUGCUACUUGCCUUGUGCAUUGUAUAUACUCCAUAAAUACUCACUAAUGUUAUAAUUUUUAAAAAUUAUUCUCUAUUAUAACUAAUCAUCAAAGAGUAAAUCUUAUAUAAUCUGGAAUCACUUUUACUAAGUAAAACUAAGUCAUUGCUUGGUUUCAAAAAUAAUCUCAGAACUUUAAUUAAAAUGUAAAUCCUUUCAUAGGAUUUGAGAUGUGCAGGGCAUGAUAUACUUCCUUGUCCUUCCUUUUGUAUGUUUCUCUUGGUUUUCUGCAGCUUCUCCCUACUUCUCAAAAGAGUCAAGUAAUUUUUUAUGAAUUUCAGUUAUUCUGUUCAAAUCUGAUUUCAGGUGAUAUCAGAUUUUCACUUUAAUUUACUUUGCAGACAUGGACAGCCUUUGUCAACAAACUAACAAUUUAUUUUUUAUUUUUGUUAUCUUCUGUUUUGUUAUUCAGUGUAGCUUUUAGAUAUUUUGUAUACAUUUAUUAAUUAUGCUGAACUUUCUUUUGUAGGAAAUAAGCAUUAUUUUGUCCUUAAGGACAAUAAGAAUAGAAAUUAAAUAAGAUAAAAAAUGAACUUAUCUGAAUUAUUAUUGUUUUAUGUUGUGUUCAAUAAGUCAAGUUACCUAAUCAUGUGAUUUUCAACUAAAUUUAUAUGAAUAUACAUAAAACCACUUAGUUGAACUUUUGGCACAAUAUGAGCUAUUAAAGAGCUUGCUUUAUAGUCUAAAUAUUUAUUUUGAAAUCUCGAGUAUCAUCCUACUAGAAUUUAAUUACUUGCACUUUUCCCAGAAUUACUUUUUUUCUAAGGAUAUAAUGAAAU
Messenger RNA from Myotis myotis, 3970 nucleotides. RefSeq names its product protocadherin beta 4 (gene PCDHB4). Gene Ontology annotation, cellular component: plasma membrane. Gene Ontology annotation, molecular function: calcium ion binding. The record is from RefSeq and is a predicted model, not a curated record. Lineage: Eukaryota; Metazoa; Chordata; Mammalia; Chiroptera; Vespertilionidae. Gene Ontology annotation, biological process: homophilic cell-cell adhesion.